Echinops telfairi (small Madagascar hedgehog) is the source of this 963-nucleotide messenger RNA. Its product is annotated as olfactory receptor 2W1. Gene Ontology annotation, biological process: G protein-coupled receptor signaling pathway. Lineage: Eukaryota; Metazoa; Chordata; Mammalia; Afrosoricida; Tenrecidae. The transcript has a single exon. Gene Ontology annotation, molecular function: G protein-coupled receptor activity; olfactory receptor activity. Gene Ontology annotation, cellular component: membrane. The record is from RefSeq and is a predicted model, not a curated record. The coding region runs from base 1 to 963 and encodes 320 amino acids.
AUGGACCAAAACAAUUAUAGUUCAAUACCUGGAUUUAUUCUGCUUGGCUUCUCGGAUCAUCCCAGUUUGGAGACGGUCCUGUCGGGAGUUGUCACCAUCUUCUAUUUAAUUACCCUGGCGGGUAACACAGCCAUCAUUCUCACAUCUCUCCUGGAUGCCCAUCUGCACACACCUAUGUAUUUUUUCCUCAGGAAUUUAUCAUUCCUAGAUCUGUGUUUCACCACCAGCAUCGUGCCUCAGAUGCUGGUUAACUUGUGGGGACCGGAUAAGACCAUCAGUUAUGUGGGCUGUGUCAUUCAACUCUAUGUUUACAUGUGGUUGGGCUCCAUUGAGUGCCUUCUGCUGGCGGUUAUGUCCUAUGAUCGCUUUACAGCUAUUUGCAAACCCUUGCAUUACUUGGUAAUCAUGAGCCCAAGGCUAUGUCUCAGGAUGAUUAUCAUUGUAUGGUGUAUCAGUUUGGCUUGUUCUCUUGUGCUAUGUACACUUACCCUGAAUUUGCCUAGAUGUGGAAGCAAUGUCUUGAAUCAUUUCUUGUGUGAGUUGCCAGCUAUGGUCAAGAUAGCUUGUGUAGACACCACAGCAGUUGAAAUGUUGGUGUUUGCUUUAGGCAUUGUGUUUGUCCUUACACCCCUCUUCCUUAUACUUGUAUCCUAUGGUUACAUUGCCCGAGCUGUGCUGAGAAUGAAGUCCAAAGCAGGCCAACGAAAAGCCAUGAAUACCUGUGGGUCUCAUCUCACUGUGGUGUCCAUCUUCUAUGGAACUAUCAUCUACAUGUACCUGAGGCCAGGUAACAGUGCCUCCCAAGACCAGGGCAAAUUCCUCACCCUGUUUUACACCAUCAUCACUCCCAGUCUCAACCCGCUCAUCUACACAUUGAGGAACAAGGACAUGAAGAACGCACUGAGGAAGCUCAUGAGAGUUGACUAUGAAUCUACCAAAGGGAAGAGGAACUGGAAAUCAUAG